Copidosoma floridanum is the source of this 2415-nucleotide messenger RNA. RefSeq names its product DNA repair and recombination protein RAD54-like okr (gene okr). Lineage: Eukaryota; Metazoa; Arthropoda; Insecta; Hymenoptera; Encyrtidae. Gene Ontology annotation, cellular component: nucleus. Gene Ontology annotation, biological process: double-strand break repair via synthesis-dependent strand annealing; reciprocal meiotic recombination. The record is from RefSeq and is a predicted model, not a curated record. Gene Ontology annotation, molecular function: ATP binding; DNA translocase activity.
UAAGAUCUGACAUUUACUCUGACACUGUUUUUUUAUAGUAAUGUUAAUUUAAAUCUCUAAUAACUGUUGCACACUUGCCAAAAAAACACUGAAAAAAGAUUAAAAAGCCGAGAAAGCUAACAAGACUGUAAAAUGAAACGAGGCAAAUGAGACGAUUAAGUGAAAACUAUAGUGCUGUAGUCUGCAGUACAGUUAUGUUAUGUAUAUGUAUCUCGAAGGGAUUCAAAAACUAUAAUUUGAAAAUUAACAAAACAAAAGCACGUCUUGCUUGAAAGAGAUUCAAAGGUGGAAGAAGUAGUGUUUGUUUGUUUAUUAUAGUGACAAGUUUAGAAAAAAAUCAUGAUAAGAUCAAAUGCUCCAAGUAAAGUUGGCAAACGCCCUUUGCUUGCAGAAAUCACAAUCAACAGUCAAUUAACACAAAGUAGGCUAGAUCUUUUUGAGCUUAAAAAACCAGCAAGCAAAGAAAACAAGCGAAGAAGAACUGAAAAAAUUGUACAAAUAUCAGAUCGCAAAGUGAGUGUUCUGUCAAUCAAUGACGUUUCUGUGGUGCAAGAAGUCAUAUCAGAGCACGAAGAAAGAAUAAAAAAACUUUUGACGAAACCAUUCAAAUGUCCAGUACCCGGUUACGAAUGUAGCGGUCGUCCAUUAGGUUUUCGUUUUGCAGGCCCCAGGAGAGCUCUGCAUGAUCCAGAUGAGGCCAAUGCUCUAGUUGUUUAUGCACCACCAGAAAUUUCAGAACAUGAAAGUAUAAAAAUUGAUGAAAAGCACAAACUCGUACAUGUAGUAGUAGAUCCAAUUUUGUGCAAUGUACUCAGGCCUCAUCAAAGAGAAGGUGUGAAAUUCAUGUACGAAUGUGUUACUGGUAAAAGAAUUGAAAAUGCUUAUGGCUGCAUCAUGGCUGAUGAAAUGGGUUUAGGUAAAACAUUGCAGUGUAUUACUUUAUUAUGGACACUUUUGAAACAAGGCCCUGAAGCAAAGCCUUUAAUUGACAAAGCUAUUAUUGUCGCCCCAAGUUCACUGGUUAAAAACUGGUACAAUGAAAUUUUCAAGUGGCUUAACAGCCGAGUAAAACCACUUGCAAUUGAUGGCGGCAGUAAAGCAGAAAUAGAUACAAAGUUAACUAGUUUUAUGAAAACUUAUGGUCGAAGGUGCGCAAAUCCUAUUCUUAUUAUUAGCUAUGAAACCUUUAGAUUACAUUCUCACGUUUUACAUCAAGAUGAGGUGGGAUUAGUUUUGUGUGAUGAAGGACACAGACUGAAAAAUUCGGAAAACCAAACGUACCAAGCAUUAAUGGGGUUGAAAGCCAAGAGAAGAGUUCUUUUGAGUGGAACUCCUAUUCAAAAUGAUUUGCUUGAGUAUUUCUCGUUAGUUCAUUUCGUUAACGCUGGUCUGUUAGGAACAGCUCAGGAAUUUAGAAAAAAAUUUGAAAAUCCUAUUCUUCGCGGACAAGACGCAGGAGCCACUGACAAAGAGCGAGCACUUGCUCAAGAAAGACUCUCUGAAUUAGUUACAGUUGUCAAUAAGUGCCUUAUAAGGCGAACAAGUGCAUUGCUGUCUAAGUAUUUGCCUAUAAAAUAUGAGUUAGUGGUGUGUAUAAAAUUGACGGCUCUCCAAACUCAACUGUACAAAAACUUUAUCAAAAGUGAAAGUAUUAAAAAGUCAAUGCAAGUUGCUGAUGGUGGUUCUGGAAAAAAGGGUGGAGGCACUCUCAGUGCUCUGGCUGCAAUUACUUCUCUGAAAAAAUUGUGCAAUCAUCCAGAUCUUGUUUAUGACAAAAUUCAAGAAAAUUCAGAUGGUUUCGAGGGUGCAGCUAAAUUACUCCCAGCCAAUUACAGUACAAAGGAUGUUUUGCCAGAAAUGUCUGGAAAAUUAAUGGUAUUGGACUGUCUGCUGGCACUCAUAAAGUCCACUACAAGCGACAAAAUUGUCCUGGUGUCAAAUUAUACACAAACUCUUGAUUUAUUUGAAAAACUUUGUGCAAAAAGAAAGUAUAAAUACGUUAGACUCGAUGGUACCAUGAGUAUAAAAAAAAGAGGCAAAGUUGUCGAUAAUUUUAACAAGCCAGAUAGCGGCGAUUUCAUAUUCAUGCUGAGUUCGAAAGCGGGAGGCUGUGGUUUAAAUUUAAUUGGUGCCAAUCGACUUGUAAUGUUUGAUCCUGACUGGAAUCCCGCAAAUGAUGACCAAGCUAUGGCUCGGGUUUGGAGAGAUGGUCAAAAGAAACCAUGUUUUGUUUACCGUUUUCUUUGUACAGGCACAAUUGAGGAAAAAAUUUUCCAACGACAAGCACACAAAAAAGCUUUGAGUUCAACUGUAGUGGAUCAAGAUGAAGAUGUGGCAAGACACUUCACCCAAAAUGAUCUGCGAGAUCUGUUUAGUCUUGAAGAAUCGACAGUGUCUGAUACACAUUCGAAGUAA